Molecule: messenger RNA, 1109 nt
Organism: Dryobates pubescens (Downy woodpecker)
Lineage: Eukaryota; Metazoa; Chordata; Aves; Piciformes; Picidae
Gene: PSMC3IP
Product: PSMC3 interacting protein
Exons: 9
Coding region: 1-822 (273 amino acids)
Biological process (GO): meiotic joint molecule formation; homologous chromosome pairing at meiosis; meiotic strand invasion involved in reciprocal meiotic recombination
Cellular component (GO): condensed nuclear chromosome; DNA recombinase auxiliary factor complex
Molecular function (GO): recombinase activator activity; double-stranded DNA binding
Source: RefSeq, a predicted model, not a curated record
AUGCUCUUGCGCCCGCGAGCAUCGGCCAGGGCUGGCGUCAGGCGGGAGAAGGGCGUCCUCAGCCCCGGGUACCGGGAGGCUGUCGGGAACGAGUUCCGGGCGGCCGGGGAGGGAGUGCCAGGUGGCCGCCGCCCACUUGGUACCGUCCCGCUGCCUCCGGCGGCACCGGUGACUUGCAGUCUGUCCGCAGGAGGCGGCGCCGCCGCCAUCCUGCUGCGGUACCUGCGGGAGCAGAACCGGCCGUACAGCGCCCAGGACGCCUUCGGGAACCUGCAGCGGGAGCACGGGCUGGGCAAGGCGGCCGUGGUGAAGGCGCUGGAGCAGUUAGCGCAGCAGGGUCGCGUCCGUGAGAAGGCCUACGGGAAGCAGAAGAUUUACUUCGCUGACCAGGAGCAGCUCCCGGCCGCCAGCGACGCGGAGCUCCGCGGCCUGGACGAGCAGAUCGCUGCGCUCUCCGCCAAGCUGCAGGCGCUGCAGCAGAGCUGCCGGCAGAUGGAGGCAGAGCUGAAGGACCUGAACAGCUCCAUGACAACUCCUGAGAUGGCCAAAGAGCUUGGGGAGCUGAAGAAGGACUGCAAGAGUUACUCCGAGAAGCUGGAGAGGAUUAAAUCUGCCACCAACCACGUGUCCCCAGAAGAAAAAGAGAAGGUCUGCAGCGAGCAGCGGCUGUACUGCAGGGAGUGGCGCAGGCGCAAGCGGAUGGCAACUGAGCUGCUGGAUGCCAUCCUGGAGGGGUACCCCAAGAGCAAGAAGCAAUUCUUUGAGGAGGUUGGGAUAGAGACAGACGAGGACCACAACGUGAGGCUGCCCACGGCUGUCUGAGCUGCUGCUGGAGCUCAGCUGGGCUCUGCCCUCUGCCUGCAGGCUCAGGCUGGCACUGUCUGGUUGUACAUGUUGGGGUUAAAAGGUUUUGCAGCUGGGGUGCAGGGGGUGACAGCACUGGGCCCCUCUGGGCAUUUAUUUCUGCCUGCCCCUCAGUGCAGUGAGCUGCUUGGGUCGGUGUGAGCACACCAGUGUGGAGCCCCUGCUGCUCCAGUAGGAGGGGAAGGGACUGAGUGGUACCCAGAGGUACAGCCCCACCAACAGGAGGGGUUUGGUUCAGCUCUGCU